AUGAAAUUUGCAGCAUUAUUCUUUUUCAUAUUUGUAGGCCAUGUGUGUGCGUUAGCACUUCCAAAGAGGUUCUAUCAACCUACUUCGCCCAUGUUCUCGAUGAUUGCACUCCAUAAUGGAUCAGUUUUUCAGUACAAUUUGGUUAAAUAUGAUGGCACAGAUUUGCUCCUCCAUGCGGACGACAAAGCCUUUUUCGGCAGAAUCAAGGCUAACAACGGAUAUGUGUUGAACAUCCCCGGCGCUACCGGAAAUUCCAAUAACACAAAUUCCACCUCUUCAGUUCCACCUUCGAACGUGAAUGUUCGCGUCGAUAAAAACAACAAGUUGACCACCACCACCAGAGCCAACCAGUCGACUACACACUUUGGAGUCAGAAGAUCGCUUCUUACCUACAAAAACUCCACUCACUUUAAGGCUUGCCCAUUAACAAAUUACCGGGGAGAAUACGAAAUCUACGCUAAUAAUCUUAACAAAACCAGAUGUCCAAGGAAUGCUACUGGCUACGACAUUUCUCUCUUGGUGCAAAUCGACGCUACGCUUAAUUAUGAUAGCUCCACCAAUACUCGCAACAGCACAUUGCCUUUCAAAAAAAGAAAAAGAAGUCUUCCAUUCUUCAUGAAGUGA
Meyerozyma guilliermondii ATCC 6260 is the source of this 624-nucleotide messenger RNA. RefSeq lists its product as uncharacterized. The record is from RefSeq and is a predicted model, not a curated record. Lineage: Eukaryota; Fungi; Ascomycota; Pichiomycetes; Serinales; Debaryomycetaceae. The transcript has a single exon. Bases 1 to 624 code for a protein of 207 amino acids.